Aspergillus terreus NIH2624 is the source of this 1563-nucleotide messenger RNA. Its product is annotated as sugar porter family MFS transporter. Gene Ontology annotation, molecular function: carbohydrate:proton symporter activity. The transcript has a single exon. Bases 1 to 1563 code for a protein of 520 amino acids. Gene Ontology annotation, cellular component: membrane. NCBI's taxonomy places the organism in Eukaryota, Fungi, Ascomycota, Eurotiomycetes, Eurotiales, Aspergillaceae. The record is from RefSeq and is a predicted model, not a curated record. Gene Ontology annotation, biological process: carbohydrate transport; transmembrane transport.
AUGGCCAUGAAAGGGAAGCCUCUGCGUCUGGCGCAGGCGCUGCUGAUUGUCGCUCCGGCGUUCAUUCUCUUCGGCUACAACCAAGCCGGCGUCGGCCCUCUGGCCACCCUGCAGAGCUGGGUGCACACAUUCCCGGAAAUCGACACCAUCAACACCUCAGGCGCGGUCAAGUCGCACAACUCCACCAGCAAAGGCGCCGUGAUCGCCUCGUUCCAGAUCGGUGCGCUGUUCGGAGCCCUCUCGUGCACCUACUUGGGCGACUGGCUGGGCCGCCGCAAGACCAUCUUCCUCGGCGGCAUCCUCACCGUCAUCGGACAGGUGUUGCAGAUCGCCGCGUUCCGGCAGGCUUUGGUCCAAUUCACCAUCGGACGCAUCAUCCUGGGCUUCGGGGUGGGCCAGCUGAGUGUUGCCGUGCCCGUGUGGCAGUCCGAGUGUUCGUCCGCCAAACACCGCGGCCAACAUGUCAUCGUCGACGGCAUCUGUAUCUGUCUGGGAUACGCCCUGUGCAACUGGAUCGAUUUCGGCCUGAGCAAGAUCCCCAACGACAGCUCCCUGCAGUGGCGCCUGCCGCUCGUCAUCUCGCUCUUCUUCUCGCUUGUGUUGCUCGUCUCCGUCUUCCUGCUGCCCGAGUCGCCGCGCUGGCUCGUCUGCGUCAGCCGCGUCGACGAUGCCACCGCCAGUCUGGCCGCCUACCGCGGCCUGCCCGCCGAGGACGAGCGCGUGCGCUCCGAAAUCGCCGGUAUCGAGACCUCGCUCGAGAUCACCGCCGGGUCGGCCGCCUCCGCGUCGCUGAAGGAGAUGUUUUCGUCGGACGACGACGAGCGCCUGCUCUACCGCUUCUGCCUGUGCAUUGCGUUGAACUUCUUCCAGCAGAUGUGCGGAGGAAACUUAAUCUCCGUCUAUGUCAGCAAUAUUUUCCAAGAUAACCUCAACAUGAGCUCGGACCUGGCCAAAAUCCUCGCCAGCUGCGCCAUGACUUGGAAGUUCCUGUGCAGCUUCAUCUCCUUCUUCGCCAUCGACCGGCUGGGCCGCCGCGUCGUGUUCAUGAUCAGCGGCACCGGCAUGGCGUGCUGCAUGCUCGCGCUGGCGGUCACCAACAGCUUCGGCAAGCAGCAGACGGCCUCCAUCGUGUCGGCGGUGUUCAUCUUCCUCUUCAACUCGUUCUACCCGAUCGGCUUCCUCGGCGGCAACUUCCUGUACUGCACGGAGGUGGCGCCGAUGCGGCUGCGCGUCGCCAUGUCCGCGGUGUCGACGGCCAACCACUGGCUGUGGAACUUUGUCGUCGUCAUGAUCACCCCCGUCGCCCUCGACACCAUCGGCUACCGCUACUACAUCGUGUACACGGUGAUCUCGGCGUGCAUCCCGAUCGUCGUCUUCUUCUUCUACCCCGAGACCAUGAACCGCAACCUCGAGGCGCUGAACCACGUCUUCCGCGACGCGCCGUCCGCCUGGCAGAUUGUGUCGAUGGCGCGCCAUCUGCCGCAGGGCGAGGCGGCCGAGGUGGACGUCUGGGUGCGCAGCGCCGAGAAGGGUGAGAUCGAGGAGAAAGAGAGCGUAUCAUGA